Molecule: messenger RNA, 3195 nt
Organism: Xenia sp. Carnegie-2017
Lineage: Eukaryota; Metazoa; Cnidaria; Anthozoa; Malacalcyonacea; Xeniidae
Product: transient receptor potential cation channel subfamily A member 1-like
Exons: 13
Coding region: 1-2727 (908 amino acids)
Biological process (GO): monoatomic ion transport; transmembrane transport
Cellular component (GO): membrane
Molecular function (GO): protein binding; monoatomic ion channel activity
Source: RefSeq, a predicted model, not a curated record
AUGGAUGAAAUACCAACUCGGACAGAAAGACCAGGAACAAGCGUCCUCAAUGAAAGAUUUACAUUUGCGACUUCAUUAUGCAUUAUGUUUAUCGGAAAAUUCAAUGUGAAUGACAACCCCCUGCUCCGCAAAGUACUUCAUGCUGCUGUGAACAGUGGAGAUGAAAGUACAGUAAAAGUUUUUCUUGAACAUGAUAAAGAUAUCGGCCGAUCCUGUUUACAAGAAGAAAUCAAUGAUAGCUAUUUGAUUCAUGAUAUUUCUAAAAAGGGAAUGGAGGAUAUUUUGUCACAUUUAGUGUCGAAGACAGAAGAUAUCGUUGCUCAGCAAAUGAAGAGAAAGGAUGAACAGGGAUUUACUCCACUACAUCAAGCUGUAAUCAACGAUCAAAGCAGUCUUGUUAGGUACAUUGGAUCAAUGAACAUGGAUUUUGUAAAUGAAAAGACGGAAAAUUCUCAGUCUGCUUUAGUCCUCGCUGCAGAACGUGGCUAUCAGCAGGUCAUCGAGGAACUGCUGGAUCUGAAUGCUGAUUUUAACAUCCGCGAUGGCAGCAAUGGAAACAGAACAGUUCUUCACUAUGCAAUCGCUUAUCCUAAAAUAUUAAAAAUUUUACCUAAGAAAAACGAUCGUAUCCUUUCAUUGAUAAAUGCAAAAAGAGAAGGUAGUGGUUGUACUCCCAUUCAUGACGCAGCUUGUAACGGACUUCUUGAGAGUGUAAGAAUUCUGCUGGAACAUGGCGCUAAUCCGAAUGUCUUCACAAAGAGAUAUCAGACACCAUUAUAUUACGCUGUUCAUUCUCAGAACUCUGAUGUGGUUAAAUUAAUCCUCGUCCAUGAACCAGCUUUGAUCAAUAAGGUCGAUCAUAUGAGGGAAACCCCGCUUCAUGCAGCAGCAAAAGAAAAUAGCUCCGAGGUCGUCAAAUGUCUACUUAAUAACGGAGCAAACAUGUUAACCGACAAAGAUAAGUCUACUCCUCUUCAUAUCGCAGCGCAGCACGGACAUCUCGACAUUGUUAAAUUAUUGGUGGAGCAUGAACCUUCCAUGAUCAAUUGCAAGAACGUCAAAGAACGAACAGCAUUGCUCGAAGCUGCUUCACAUGGCAAAAUAGAUGUGGUGAAAUAUUUAUUGGAUGAAAAAGCAGACAUUACGAAAGAUAAAGAAUUAUUUGGCUGCUUGGAUCAUGCCAUUUUAAAUGGCGAUAAAGAUAAUGCUAUUGCGAUGGUGUGUCAUGAUAGAUGGGAUGAGAUAAUAGAGAAAACAAUGUAUGGUCCACAAGUAACAAUGGCCAUUUUGAUUUCGAAAAAAAUGUCAGAGGUGGCAUAUCAAGUUUUGUGUAAAAGCAUGACACCUACAAAUCACCCAGAAAGUGAUGAUUAUAAAGUCGAAUACGACUUUAAGUGCUUACAAAAGAAUCACUCAGAGACAAGUAAAGGAACUAAAAAAUUCAAGCCGUUGACCGCUAUCGAAACGAUGGUACUUUUUAAAAGCUACAAAUGUUUACGUCAUCCUGUCUGCUGCAAAUUCCUUAAAGAAAAGUGGAAAGAACUUGGAUGGAAGGUGUCUACAUUAAGCAUCAUUGUCUACAUCGCAUUUCUUAUUUCUCUGAACGUGUAUGCAACUAAUAUUCCUUCAUACAAUCCAUCAGUAAAAAGCACAGAAUUACCAGAAGCAAAGAUAAAUGUUAAGGCAGCGAUGGUUUGUUGUCUUGUUUUUACUGGCAUUGAAAGUUUGAAUGAAAUAAUUCAGAUAGUGGUUGACGUGGAGAUACAGGCUCUAAAGAAUUAUUUUUUGGAUCCAGUCAACUAUUUGGAAUGGCUUCUCUACACAACGACAAUCAUCUUUGCUGUACCAAGUCAUGAAAAUAUCGCUGCAAAGACAAGUUUACAAUGGAAAGCUUGUUCUUUAGCGUUGUUCUGUGCUUGGAUAAAUUUAGCCAUGUAUCUAAGAAGGUUUGCCUCUUACGGUAUCAUUAUUCAAAUGAUGUGGGAAAUCUUCGUCACAACAAUGAAGGUUAUACUGGUUUUCAUAUGUUUCAUGGUCGCUUUUGCAGCAGCUUUUACGUCCAUCAUGAAUGACAGGGAGGUGUUCAAGAACUUUGGUUAUUCUCUGCUAACUGGAGCAAUGAUGACAUUGGGAGAAAUUAAUUUUCAAGACACGUUUCUUGGAGACCGCGGUCAUUUCAACACAUUUUUCCCGCUACAAUUGUGUCUUGUUUGUUUAUUUAUCAUCAUCAUGCCAAUCAUUGUCAUGAACCUUCUGCUCGCGCUUGCGAUUGGUGAUACCAGUAGAAUUAUGCAAGAUGCUAAGCUGCAGAAACAUAUUCAAACUGCGAAAAUGAUUAUCGAUAUCGAAAGAAAAAAGUACAUACCUUGGAUAAAAACUUGUUUUAAACAAACAAAAACGUCCGUAAAGCAUAUAGAAGAAAAACCCAACAAGAAGCACGGCCUCUCUCAUAAGUUUUGGGAAAUUAUAUUUUAUGGACCUGAUUUUUCGUCCGAUUCAGUUGACGAGGUUUUCGAAACCAUUGGAAAGAACGAUAACAUGUCGAAGUGGAUUGAAUUUGUUGAAAAAUUGCGAAGGGAAAACUGUAAAUCAGAUUGUAAAGAGAGCCAGGAGUCUUUACAGAAGAAGAAAGAGAAUGAACCAACUGAGAAAGAUUCUCGCCCUUUUUUCGAGGAAUUGAAGAGGCGAUACAUUCAAAUGAAUUCUGAUGAUCUGCAGCCGAAAUGAGGAGGACAACAGAUAUAAAAUAAUAGCAGUUCAUAAUUUCUAAACAUAAGUACUCAUGCACGUGUAUUAUUCAUACAUGAAAAAUUUCUCAAUUCUUAAUGGUUUAGAGCAGGGAAAUUUGUAGUAAAUACCAGUGCAAAUUGGUAUUAAUAACUUGCCGGCUGAAAUGCAUACGUACAUUGAAGUUAAAAAUCAACAGGAUUAAGAAAUUUUUUCAUGUAUAUUAUUAAUAAUCAACAGCAACAUAGUUUCUAGUGAGAUUUGGAAAAAAAUUGCCACGCAAAAUCAUCGUUACUUUUAAUAAUAAUGACAUUAAAACCCAAAUAAGUCUGAAGAUUUUAAUGGAAUUUUUUUAAUUCAAAUGCAUUGAAGGAUUACUUAUUGUAUCUGUGAAAGAUGACAUGCUCCUAAGGUGCAAAUCACAAUAAAAAUUUCAGUCGUGACGUCAAUUAAAUAAAUGUUAACAUA